This is a messenger RNA of Suncus etruscus (white-toothed pygmy shrew), 997 nucleotides long. RefSeq names its product TIR domain containing adaptor protein (gene TIRAP). The record is from RefSeq and is a predicted model, not a curated record. Lineage: Eukaryota; Metazoa; Chordata; Mammalia; Eulipotyphla; Soricidae. The coding region runs from base 52 to 705 and encodes 217 amino acids. The transcript has 3 exons. Gene Ontology annotation, biological process: signal transduction.
CCCCACAUUCCCCAUGCCUGGUCUCAUGGGGUUGGUUCAGAGCCUGCCCCGAUGGCAUCAUCCUCAUCCUCCUCAGAUCCUGGCUCCUCCUCCAAGAAACCUCUGGGCAAAAUGGCUGACUGGUUCAGGAAGACCCUGUCGAAGAAGUCCAAGAAGAUGCCCAGCUCCCCAAAAAGCACCCCCAGAAAGCAGCCAACCUCUGAGGAUGGAACCACAGUUCAGGACCUGCGAUCUGCCGCCACAAGCACCCCCGAGGCCUCUUCCAGCCCCAGCAGCAGCCGCUGGAGCAGAGACUAUGACAUCUGUGUGUGCCACAGCGAGGAGGACUUGAGCGCCGCCCAGGAGCUGGUCUCCUACCUGGAGAGCGGCCCUGGCAGCCUGCGUUGCUUCCUGCAGCUCCGAGAUGCCACCCCAGGCAGUGCCAUCGUGUCUGAGCUGUGCCAGGCUCUGAGCGGCAGCCACUGUCGUGUGCUGCUCAUCACCCCCAGCUUCCUCCUUGACCCCUGGUGCAAGUAUCAGAUGUUGCAGGCCCUGAGCCAGGCACCCAGCUCUGAGGGACGCAUCAUCCCGCUGUUGGCUGGCAUCAGCCGCGACGCCUGCCCUGCUGAGCUGCGCUUCAUGUACUUCGUGGACGGUCGGGGGCCUGACAAGGGCUUCCGCCAAGUCAGGGAGGCUGUCCUGCGGUAUCUGCAGACACUCAGUUGACACCUGACACACCAGAGGACGCUAAGAGUGGCAUGAAGCUGGGGUCAGUGCAGUGGGCUGUGGCCACCAGAAGAGAAGAAUAAGCUCUUUGGUUUCCUGUGACUGGGUACACAAAGGCUGCCUAUUGGGGUUCCAUCAUGGCAGGUGCCCCAAGAUGGGCCUGGAGCUCUCAGGGGAUCCCCCAGAAGGCCAUGGGGAUCUGGGGACUCCCCCAACCCCGGAAGGCCUUGAGAAAGCUGGGGAUUCCCCAAGGAAGUUAAAGGAGAACAGCCAGAUGUCAGGGUAGGUGGUG